Messenger RNA from Pyricularia oryzae 70-15, 4952 nucleotides. Its product is annotated as cytoskeleton assembly control protein SLA1p. The record is from RefSeq and is a predicted model, not a curated record. The transcript has 5 exons. Bases 433 to 3900 code for a protein of 1155 amino acids. Gene Ontology annotation, molecular function: cytoskeletal protein binding; identical protein binding; protein-macromolecule adaptor activity. NCBI's taxonomy places the organism in Eukaryota, Fungi, Ascomycota, Sordariomycetes, Magnaporthales, Pyriculariaceae.
GCCACGAAGGCCAAACUGGCGCCCAAUCAACUCGGCCAAAACCUGGUCCUGUCUGGGUCGGUUGUUCUAACGUCGUGAUACACUGUAUUAAUCCAGUCGUUCGUGUCAGGUCUUGUCCUGGUGCUGCUGUGUGCUGUGUGCGUGCGAGAAAGCAGGGCGACAUCGCCUACCGACCAGUUCAAACGCCAAUCGCCACGAUUUUUACCCCCUCCAAGGCGAGAACCAAGACAUUUUAAUACUAUUAUCUUACUGAUUUUCUUGGGUUUUUACUUCUGUCCUGCAAUCCCACCUGGCCGCCUCCCGCCCGCCGCCCCAACCUUACUCCAAUCUCCCCGAACCCAGGAUCAGACCCGGAACAUCACCUCAUCGGCCCGGCGGAACCGCGCACGCCCGCCGACCAAUUUUCUUUUCUCGCCUAGUCGUGGCUUCGCAAUGGGCUUCAUCGGCGUCUAUCAAGCGCUCUACGACUACGAGCCCCAGUCGGAGGGCGAGCUGGUCUUGGCGGAAGGCGAUCUGCUGUACAUCCUCGAGAAGAGCGCCGAGGAUGCGUGGUGGAAGGCCAAGAAGAAGGCCGGCGAAGACGAGGAAGAGGAGCCCGAAGGCUUGAUACCCAACACCUACGUUGAAGAGGUACAACCAAAAGCUCACGCUCGCGCUCUUUUCGACUACACGAGACAAUCAGACGAGGAACUUUCUUUUCCCGAAGAUGCCCAACUAGAAGUAUACGACGACUCGGACCCCGACUGGAUCCUCGCCCGUUACGAAGAUGACUACGGCUUCGUGCCGUCCAACUAUAUUGAGGUCCAAGAUGGCGCCGCAGAAGAAGCGGCUGCGCAGGUACCACAACCACCCGCUCUCCCCGCAAGGAGCCAGGUUGAUGAAUCUCCACAACCUUCUCCGGAUGAGACUUCGCCGAGCAGCUCAGCAGUGACUGGUGCCGUGGCUGCAACUGGGGCUGCCGCUGCGCUGGCUGGGGUCCUGACCGCGAAAGCCGCCUCAUCUUCAGCCGCCGAGACCAGAUCGGCCCCUCCCCCGCUUGCUCUUCCCCCUAGACCUACCUACACGUCCGAGGGCAGUGACACCGAGGAUGCGAGGUCGCCACCGCUGCCGGCUCGGCCUCGAGAGCAGUCGCACCGCUCCAUGGACCAAGCCGUGGUGUCACCCCAAUCCCCGCCGUUGCCGCAGCGAUCAGUCAACUUUGCCGAGCGAGACGAUGUCAUUGAAAACUACCAGACUCCAACCUCUCCGGGACUCUCGCCUGGUGGUUUCCGCAUGUACAACAUCAACGAAAUGGUAUCUGUGCUCGGCAAGAAGAAGAAGAUGCCCACGACGCUUGGCAUCAACUUGAAGACGGGCACUAUUUUGAUCGCACCGGAAAGGGCGCAGGACGGGCCAUCGCGCGAGUGGACGGCGGAUAGGAUGAGCCACUACUCUCGCGAGGGUAAGCACGUAUUUCUUGACCUGGUACGUCCCAGCAAGAGCCUGGACCUCCACGCCGGAGCAAAGGAUACGGCGGAGGAGAUUGUCAGUGUCCUGGGAGAGCUUGCUGGCGCCAUCAGGGCCGAGGGGCUGCGCGAGGUCAUCAUGGCGGGAACGGGGCAGCAGCAAAAGAAGGGUCAGGUGCUCUACGACUUCAUGGCACAGGGCGACGAUGAAGUCACUGUUGCUGUGGGCGAUGAUGUCGUCAUAUUGGACGACACCAAGAGCGAAGAUUGGUGGCAGGUGCGUCGGGUCAAGAACGGUAAGGAGGGCGUGGUUCCGAGCAGCUAUAUCGAGGUUAUCGGAACGGUGCCUAUCCAGCCGACAAGUGCCGCAUCAGGCGUCAACGCGGGCAAGUCGACCGUGGCCCAGAACCGACUCGAAGAAGAACGCCUUACGAAAGAAGCAGUCCGUGCAGCGAUGAAGGACGAGAGACGGCAAUCAGAGCGAAGCAGAGAAAAUGGAAACUCAUCCAGCUCCAAGCCGAAGUCAAAGCCGGAUUCGUCAAAGGUAAGGACAUGGACAGACCGAUCCAAGUCCUUCAGCGUGGAAGCGCAGUACCUCGGAUUAAGGGAUGGAAAGAUCAACCUCCACAAGAUGAACGGCGUCAAGAUCGCGGUCCCAAUCGCCAAGAUGUCCGUCGAGGAUCUCGAGUACGUCGAAAGGGUCGAAGGUAUUUCCUUGGACGAGGACAAGCCACUGUCCGUUGUCAAAAAGACAGCAAUGUCAAACAGGGUCUCGUCCGGCGCCAGGAUUGGCGCUUCCAUUGAGCCGCCAAAACCCGAGUACGAUUGGUUCCCCUUCUUCCUGGGAUGCGAUAUCGCGCCUGGCCUUUGUGAACGUUACGCGCAGGCUUUCACAAGGGACUCAAUGGAUGAAAGUGUCUUGCCAGACGUUGAUGCCACCAUACUGCGCAAUAUGGGCAUUAGAGAAGGUGAUAUCAUCAAGAUUAUGAGAUUCUUGGAUAACAAGUAUGCACGAAAGAAGAAGGGCGAGGAAGAAUCAGGGGGUCUUUUCUCGGGACCUGGCGGCACGCUCAAGAACAAUACAACUAGGGGGCGCCCCAAACCAAACUCGCAGACCAGCGACGUUAUUGACCCGAAAGCUUUCACAUCACAAGCCACAGGAUCGAGCGCGACUGAUGCCAAGUCCCCAGCGCCACCGGUCAUGACACCUGCAUCAGCCACAGGAACAACGGCCAGUGGCUUUGACGACGAUGCAUGGAAUGUGAAGCCUUCGAAUAAACAGACUUCGGCUGAAACGGCGGCCCAAGCUCCCUCGCGUUCGGCCGAAGCUCCAAGCUCUACCACACCUGCUCCCGCUCCCGCUCCCGUCCCCGCCACAACCCCUGCCCCAAAGCCUAUGGUACCUGCUCCAACAGGAGCUAUGCAAGAACUCUCCCUUCUAACCCAACCUCUCCAGCCUGACAAGACUGCGACACCCAUCAUUGAGACCCCCAUACAACAGCCGCAGAUCCAGCAGCAAUCUCAACAGCAGCAGGGAGCGACGCCGUCCUUCUUCUCUACCCUUACACAACAGCCAACAGGCGCACCGUCGGUCAACGGCCAGCAGCCGGGAUCGAUGCCAAGGCUGAGACCGGUUGCCCCUCAGUAUACCCAAGGACAGGGCGCUCUUGUGCCACCACCUCCUUCGCGCCCGCUGUCAGCACCACAGUCGGCUCAGCCAAGCGCUUUCACGCCGCCACCUCUUCAGCCCCAAAUGACAGGACACGUCGCUCCACCAGGCCAAAGCCUGAACGAAAUCAGCCAGGCUAGGCUCCAGCAGCAAUAUGCCCAACAGAUGCAGCAAAUGCAGCCGCAGCAGACGAUGGGCGGUAUGCAAGGAUUCCAGCCGCAGCCAACAGGGCAGCCUGGUAUGAUGAUGCCGUUCCAAACCGGUAUGCAACCACAGCAGGGCUUUGGUGCCGGGCCUCAAAACCAGUUCAUGCAGCCGCAGCCCACCGGCAUGAUGGUCAUGGGAAUGAACAUGAGCGGGCCACAGCAGAUGCAGAGCCCCUUCGCCGAUCCUAAUAGGCAGUCUACAUUCUCUCCGGUUCAGAUGCAGCCUACAGGAUUUCAAGGCGGAUACAACCCAAUGCAACAGCAGCAACAAUUCGGCAUGCCACAGCAGACAGGCGGUGGUGUCAACAGCUUCCUGCCGCCGGCAAUGGAGCCUCAGCGCACUGGCAUGCCCCAGAUGCCCCAGAUCCAGCAGCCCCAACAGCUCCAACCACAACAGACGGGGACUCACUUCACUCAUGGCUUCGGCAAUGCGGGAAUGGCGCCGCUGCAGCCACAAAAGACUGGACCUCCGCCCCCAGUCCGCUUUGGGAUCCAGGAUGCGCCAAAGCUUGCACCACAGCCCACUGGGCGACGGGCGAACCUGUCUGCUGCUACGCCGCAGAAUCCAUUUGGCUUCUAAAGGUCGUCGGAAUAGCCGGGUAUUAGAACGCUCACCCCGAGAGCUUUUGUGAUCUCGAUUUGAGCGUUCGCUGAGGAAACACCAUGAUAAUAGUUUCAUGUAACCUCAUUUUCAUCACCUGUACCUGCAAUGUUCGCCACCACUGCUUACAUCUAUGGGGACUGCUUUCAAUGGAUAGAGAGAGCCAGACUAUAACAGACAGCAUAACGAUUGGUUGAUCUACGGUUCAAUGAAUGGGCACAUGCAAUCCCCCCUGCGGCUGUCAAAGCUUCAUGGGUACAGACGCAUUAAGUUUCAAUGUUCAGACGGUGAAAGUUGGGCCGUGACUGCUACAUCUGCCUUCUGCGGUUAGUAGUUUGCGCUUGGUAAAGCUUAACGGUAACUAGCCGUGAGGUUGACCGUUGGCGCCGCGGACCAUUCGGAGUUUGGUCGAAGAGGACGAAUCUGGAGCAGGGUCCAGUCUGUUGAGAGGAAGAGGCCGAUCUACCCCCUGCAAGAACAAAAAAAACAAAAUGAGGGGAAAAAAAACCGGCAGAAAAUUUCCGACUACCUGCCUGCUCCGCAAGUGGCUGCCUGAUACCUUGAGGAAGUUUACUUCGAGAUCCUGCCGCGAUUUCUAAUAGUCGGCUUUUUGACUGGCCCAUUUCCCGGAAUGGAGAAGUGACAUGGUAAACCGCAGGGGGUUGGAAAAUCUCUACAAGUUUGGAGAGGCUCUCUUGAUUAGUGGCGUUGAUGGAACGAUGUAAUGGGCCAUACCUUGGUUUGGCCACGGAGUUUGGACACAGAAGCACGGUCCUGACUCUGGCAGGUGUUGAUGGGGAGGCCGGCUUGUUUUCUUUUUUUGCUAAUCAUGCCCCUUUUUCGUUGUCUUUUUUCUUGUCUCUACCCUGUUCUUGGUAUGAACGUCUGCUCGCUCGAGGAGGGUCACUGUGUCACUUUUGUCGAUUGUUCAUAUUACUUCGCCGCAAAUUUACAAAACAUCAUAAUAUGCAUAUUGUAUCGUAUCAUCCUCCCAUCACUAUGAGCAGCGCCUUAACCAAGGCUAAUGUAAC